Eucalyptus grandis is the source of this 2849-nucleotide messenger RNA. RefSeq names its product pentatricopeptide repeat-containing protein At2g01390. Gene Ontology annotation, molecular function: protein binding. The record is from RefSeq and is a predicted model, not a curated record. Bases 104 to 1879 code for a protein of 591 amino acids. Lineage: Eukaryota; Viridiplantae; Streptophyta; Magnoliopsida; Myrtales; Myrtaceae. The transcript is spliced from 4 exons.
UCAAAUCCCUCGCUCGUGGACCCUCUCGUUCUUGGUCGCUCCCGACGCUUUCUCGCCGGCCUAAUCGGUCGGGUUCCGCCUUCUUCCGGGCGUCUUCACUGCGAUGCGCGGUUUCUUGAAAUCUCUCCCUUACGUCUCGAGCAAAGCUCUUCCUCUUCCGGUCCCCGGCGGCGGCCGCCGCUCUCUUCUUCGCUCGAGGGUACCGAGCAAAUGCCUCCACUCCUCCCAUCACCCUGCAAAACCCGGUCGCGCCCGGCGCUCCCGCGGACCGCCGGCGGCGAAGGAGCCGGCCAGUGCGGACCCGGAGGCGUACAUGAGGGACAAGAUCGCCGGCGUCUACAGGAUCCUCAAGUAUUCCACCUGGGACUCCGCUCAGGAGCAGCUCCGGCGGCUGCCCAUGAGGUGGGACUCGUACACCGUCAACCGGGUCCUGAAGACCCACCCGCCCAUGGAGAAGGCGUGGCUCUUCUUCAACUGGGCCGCCAAGUUGAGGGGCUUCAAGCACGACCAGUACACUUACACGACGAUGCUCGACAUCUUCGGGGAGGCCGGGCGGGUCUCGUCGAUGGAGCACGUGUUCGAGCAGAUGGUGGGCAAGGGGAUCAAGGUCGACGCGGUCACGUACACGUCGCGGAUGCAUUGGCACUCGAGCGCCGGGGACGUCGAUAAGGCGAUCGAGAUUUGGGGGGAGAUGAAGGAGAAGGGGCGUUGUCCUACCGUCGUGUCGUACACUGCUCAUAUGAAGAUUUUGUUCGAUAAUGAUAGGGUGAAGGAGGCUACUGAUGUUUACAGGGAGAUGGUCGAAUGCGGUUGUUCUCCGACUUGUCACACUUACACUGUUUUGAUGGAGUAUCUUGUGGGUUGUGGAAAAUAUGAAGAAGCUCUCGAGAUAUUUAACAACAUGCAAGAAGCUGGUGUUUCACCCGAUAAAGCGAUGUGCAAUAUAUUGAUUGAGAAAUGUUGCAGAGCAGGGGAAGUAACCAUGAUAAUGAGAAUUCUUCUCUUCAUGAAAGAAAACUGUCUUGUUCUUCGUCGUCCUGUUUUUCAGGAAGCAAUGGAGUUCUUGAAUAGUGCUGGUGAGAGUGAUGAACUUCUACGGCAAGUCAAUCGCCAUUUCUUGGAUGAAUGUGUGAUAAAAGAAGAGACGGCUGAAUCCUUGGUAGAUGCUUCUGAUGUUUCUGUUUCUUCUGAAAAUGGGAUUCUGUUGCUUUUGUUGAAGAAGCAAAGUCUCAUUGCUGUUGAUAUUCUACUCGCUUUGAUGGAGGAUAAGAAUAUGCACUUGGAUGCGGCAAUUACCUCCACCAUAAUUGAAGAAAACUGUAGACGAUGUAGAGUAGAUGGUGUUCUGUUGGCAUUUGAAUACAGUAAGAAGCUGGGGAUUGGUAUUGAGAAAGGUGCAUAUCUUUCACUUGUAGGUUGCUUAAUUAGAUCGAAUGAAUUGGGGAGGAUGGCAUUAGUAGAUGCCAUUGAGGAAAUGAUAAGAGCUGGACAUUCUCCAGGUUCCUAUCUAGCUUCACUUCUAAUCUAUCGACUAGGCCGUGCUAGAAGACCUACAUAUGCUGUGAAGAUCUUCAAUCUAUUGCCACAGGAUCUUAAAACUGUUACCUCUUAUACUGCUCUGGUGGGUGUAUACUUCUGUGCUGGGGCUGCUGGUAAAGCACUUAAAGUGUACAAAAGCAUGAGGAAGAAAGGAAUCCGUCCAACAUCAGGAACUUAUGAUUUACUAUUAGCUGGUCUAAGAAAAAGUGGAAGAGAUUCGGAAGUGGAGCUCUUCAAGAAGGAAAGGAAGAGUUGGUCAAGUGACAGUUGUGCAGAAGGUAGUGUCUCCACAGAGGAAAAAAUAUGUGACCUUCUGUUUGCUUGUGAUGCUAUCUCUUGAAUCCUACUUGUAAGAUUUAUCUGCAGCUAGCUCUCUCACAGAGCAGAUACCAGCUUCCAAAGGACGAUGGGUCAAUGAUGGUAACAUGAUGGGUCCCAAAUGCUUUGGCUCGCCCAUGCCAGAAUGCUCCCUGUCUAAGUACUUGUUGACUGGUCAUGUGUACCCAACUUAGCUCCGAUCCAUGACCCUGAUCACACUCCAACUACUUGCAUAGACAACUGAAGAUUGUUGCAACAAGAAUCUCGGCCACCACCCUAUUCCCUUGUCUCCCGGGACUGUGGAGCUAUAUAACAAAGCAAUCUUCUGGUGCCGCCUCAUGCACACAAGAGAGAACCUUAGCAAGUAAUUGAGUACAUCAGAGUUAAGGGGAACAACGACUAAUAGAUGAUUGUGACCAGGCCUAUCUCAAUGCAAGGAAGUAUUGUGGAUGCUGUGUCGCUACCUGCAGAGGACCGAACUUGGUGAUUUAAGAAGUCCACAGUGCUGCUGCUGCGGAGAAUUGCUGUUUAGGGUGGUUUCUCAGUUUGUUAGCCAACUUACCCUCCCUCGGAACAAGAAGCUAACCAUCCAAUAUAUCACUGGUGACAGGAACAUGCAGCUUUACAGGGAUGAUGUCGUCUUGAUUCCGGUUCUGAAUCAGCCGUUUGUUACAUGCCAUUGAGCUGCGCAUAUGGGGCACGGCGUAUCAAAUCCCUGUGCAGGAAAAAAAAAGAAAAGUAUAUGUUAUUGCAUUGCAAUUGUUUCUAUUUAGCCAUUAAUUUGGUCAGUUCAUAUGAUCUGUACAUGAUAGGCACCUGCUUGUGUGGAAAGUAAUUUCCUCACUUUAACUUGCUUAAAGAUUAAAACUCGACAUCUUCAUUUUGUCUGUAAAUUAGGAUGCCUGAUUUUGGAUUAUCGUAUGGUUGUUUAGAAACUUAUGGCCUCUGUUCUGAAUAAUGAAUGCCUAGUCAACUUUAUCGGUACACAACAA